UGGUUUAAUGGUUCCAUGGACUCGGGUCUGUGCAAUUUGCAGAUUCAUCCACGAGGUGGAGCCAUUUGACCAGGAGAGCCCCUGACCACGGGUGAACUACCCUAAAAGCAACAGGCGGACGUUGUUGCUAGCCUCCUACUCUAAUUGAGAAAGGCCAGAUAUAAUGGUAUUGUUCCCGGUCAGCUGAUCAUGAGGACAUUUGUUAUUGGCUAAUGAGUCUUUUUUUUUAUUCAUUUUUUUUAUCUGUACCUACUAAGCUCAACUGUGGAUGGCAAAAGAAGCCAAGCAAAACUUCUUGUGACCUUCAUUUGUCAUCUUUACCCUGUUCCCUUCACGUGAGUUAGUGAAUUUGUGUGAGCAUUUUUCUUUUUUUUUGUAUAUUUAUUUAUCAGCUAAUUAGAGCUUUGUUUUUAAUUAGACUGCCGAGCUGGGCGUGUCCUGGCUUGACCAAAUUGCUCCGUGAGCUCGCUGUCUUCAUUAUUCAGUGUAAUCUACCUGUAGAUGGUUGCAGCCCGAGGGUAAUGCCGCCGUCUGCCUCUCCUUCACAAACAGCAGCCAGUUUUGCAGCCAUAGCAACGCCACCGGUGCGCCGUUACCCUAAAGUGAUGUGAAUGGAAAGCAGAGGACUGUUGCUGCCUUGAACUCCAUGCUCCGUCCUCCUGCCGCCGCCCAGUCUAGCCAGGUUCAAGGUACGCGGGAGUGUCUCCCGUCUUUGUCUGCCCGGUGAUGGAGGAGGCGGAGGACGGCGAGGAGGAGCCCAGAUUCCAGCAGCCCCGACCACCUCAAGCGGACGGUCUGGCCGGAUGCGAGGAUCAUGGGGGCAGCGGAGGAACCAAGAUGAAGAAUUUUACGCCAGGAGGCGGAGCCCCGUCCAUUGCGCGCAAAAACUCCAACAACAAUGAGCUGUGGCUCUUUCAAGACGAGGACUCCGUGCGUUUCAGUGCCAGUGGCAGCGCCUCCUCCUCUCUGCUGUGCCAGAGGGAUGCUGCUGGCGGCCGAGGCGGCUCAGAGUCAGCGCACAGGUGUAGAGGGGACACGGUCUCAGAGGCAGGCGUGACAGGAGAGGGGGGCUUCGGCAUGAUAUGCAACAAAAACGGAGACUGUAGAAGGGACCCGGCCAGUUCAGGGAGCCUCUCCUCUCUCAUCUCAAGGCAGGAGAAACAGACAGAUGGAGCAGUAGAGGGCGAAGACGGCAAGGGGCAGGCUGCAAGCAUGGACUGCUCUGUGACUUCAGCGGGGUCCCUGACACAGGGGCCCGGGGCCGAGGUCAAGACGUCGGCGGCGGCGGCGGCGGCGGCCACGGAGAAAAAGGACUCCAGAGUUUCUUUCUCCAACGCCCCUAGUAAAGGACAGACCCCGAGUCAGCAGUCAAGGAACUCUGUCACGUUCAGCAAAGCAGAGGACGGCUCCCAGAUAGUUCCGGACGAUGGGGACCGACAGACUUACAUGCAGCGGCAGUUCAGCUCCAUGCUCCAGCCUGGAGUUAACAAAUUCUCCCUGCGCAUGUUUGGCAGCCAGAAGGCGGUGGAGAAGGAGCAGGAGCGCGUAAAGUCAGCGGGUAACUGGAUAAUCCACCCGUACAGCGACUUCAGGUUUUACUGGGACUUCACCAUGCUGAUGUUCAUGGUGGGAAACCUGAUCAUCAUCCCCGUGGGCAUCACCUUCUUCAAGGAGGAGACCACCACGCCCUGGAUCAUCUUCAACGUGGUGUCCGACACGUUCUUCCUCAUGGACCUGGUGCUCAACUUCAGGACGGGCAUCGUGUUCGAGGACAACACCGAGAUCAUCCUCGACCCCAAGAAGAUCAAGAUGAAGUACCUGAAGAGCUGGUUUGUGGUGGACUUCGUCUCCUCCAUACCCGUGGAUUAUAUCUUUCUCAUCGUGGAGAAGGGCAUCGACUCGGAGGUGUACAAAACGGCCCGGGCGCUCCGCAUCGUCCGCUUCACCAAGAUCCUCAGUCUGCUGCGCCUGCUCAGGCUGUCCAGGCUCAUCCGUUACAUCCACCAGUGGGAGGAGAUCUUCCACAUGACCUAUGACCUGGCCAGUGCUGUGAUGCGAAUAUUCAACCUGAUUGGUAUGAUGCUGCUGCUGUGCCACUGGGACGGCUGCCUCCAGUUCCUCGUUCCCAUGCUGCAGGAAUUUCCGUCGGACUGCUGGGUCUCGCUCAACAAGAUGGAGAAUGACUCAUGGAGCGAGCUCUACUCCUUCGCCCUGUUUAAGGCCAUGAGCCACAUGCUGUGCAUUGGAUAUGGCAGACAAGCCCCAGAGAGCAUGUCGGACAUCUGGUUGACCAUGCUCAGCAUGAUCGUAGGAGCCACCUGCUACGCCAUGUUCAUCGGCCACGCAACUGCGCUCAUCCAAUCUCUUGACUCAUCUAGACGUCAGUACCAGGAAAAGUACAAACAAGUGGAGCAGUACAUGUCGUUCCACAAACUACCCGCCGACUUCAGACAGAAAAUCCAUGACUACUACGAGCACAGAUACCAGGGCAAGAUGUUUGAUGAAGAGAGCAUCCUGGAGGAGCUUAAUGAGCCUUUGCGUGAGGAAAUCGUCAACUUCAACUGCCGUAAGCUGGUGGCCUCCAUGCCGCUGUUCGCCAAUGCGGAUCCCAACUUUGUGACGGCCAUGCUGACCAAACUGAGAUUCGAAGUCUUCCAGCCUGGAGACUACAUCAUCAGAGAGGGCACCAUCGGCAAGAAGAUGUACUUCAUCCAGCACGGGGUGGUCAGCGUCCUGACCAAAGGAAGCAUCGGCAUGAAGCUAAUGGACGGCUCCUACUUUGGAGAGAUCUGCCUGUUGACCCGAGGCAGACGGACAGCCAGCGUGAGAGCGGACACCUACUGUCGACUCUACUCUCUCUCUGUGGAUAAUUUCAACGAGGUGCUGGAGGAGUAUCCCAUGAUGAGGAGGGCUUUUGAGACGGUUGCCAUUGACAGAUUGGACAGGAUAGGCAAGAAGAACUCAAUCCUGAUGCACAAAGUUCAGCAUGAUCUCAACUCAGGUGUCUUCAACAACCGUGAGAAUGAGAUGAUCCAGGAGAUUGUUAAAUAUGACCGGGAGAUGGUUCAACAGGUGGCUGUGCCACGGCCGCGGGCCAUGUCCAUGACCCCUCCUUUGCAUAGUGGGAUCUUUACUCCUUCAGGUUCCUCCACCCAGCCCCAGAAUUCAGCAAUUGCCACUCUACAGCAGGCCGUAGCCAUGAACUUUUGUCCCCCCAUGCAAGGGAACUCAGUGGGAGCGGGAAAUCUGCAGUCCCCCAGGAUGGUGAGAAGAUUCCAGGUGAUGCAAAGCGUAUCCAGUCCUGCCUCAGCCUCCCCACUGCAGUCUCAACUCCUCGCUUCUGGUGCCUUUGCUCCGGUCCUGUCCAGCCCUCCCGUCCAGAGCCCACUGACAGCUGGAGGACGAUCAUUCCAGUAUGGAGCCAGUGCCCUGGCUGGUCUCACCUCUGGCUCCCAGCUUUCUCUAGUCCAGCAGCACAUAGCCAGCCCUGCACACCGUCCAAGCACACAUAAGAGCACCCAUUCCUUGCAAAUGGGCAGUCUGAGCCAAGACGCCAGGGCAAUGUCUGCCUCUCAGCCCUCACUGCCUCACGAGGGGGUGCAACUGGGUGCACCUAGCCCACCCCAAUCUACACGAGUCUCCUCCACUUCGAUUGGACCGCCUCAGACCCCAUCUGGUCACACAGGCAUCCGGAGCUCUGUACCACAUAGGGUGGUACUCCCCCACCAAAUGUCUGCGGGGACCUUCCCUGCAGCAUCCCUGCCUGGUUCUGUUGGCUUUGCAGCUGGUGCAGGGCUGACAGGUGGGGGCAUGGGAACAGGUCUUGGGGACUCGGGACUACCUAAGAAGGAUUCCAUAGUGAGCCUUCCUGAGACAGAUCACAUCAAAGUCAGAUCCAGGCUAUCCUCAAAUUUGUGAUCUUAAUUAAACUCUGCUGGAAGAGUGACUCAGUGAGGGGCUUGACUGCCGGAGAGAUUUCUGUUCUCCAUCGUAAACGUUCCUCUUCUCCAGUUAGACUAUACGAAUGUAUGAAUGUUGAGUGAGCAGCAGUGGGAAGAAUCUGAAAGGAGACUAUUCUAACACAAAGCAGUCUGUAUGGUGACUCCUGAAACUGCAGCACUGAGAUGUUUCUACUCACAUAAUAGUUGCUCAGAUUGGUAGUGGUAAAGUAGCAUCUUGUUUCACAACAUAGGCAGCAACAUAUGGGCAUAUUUGCUUCACUGUCCUCUCUUUCAACUUAUUAAAUGCAAACUUUGGGUUGGAUGAGAGAAAUUCAGGGACCUGCUUCAGAUAUCAGAAGUUGGCACUAUCAUCUGGUUUAUCUGCCACAUUUUGUAGUCUGGCUGCAAAAGAUGAUCUCCUCACAAAGGCAUACUAAUUAGGGUUUCUGAGUUUUUGAUCCACAGUCCAAAUUAAAUUACAAUCUUUUGACUGCCCUUACUUGUAAAAUUGAAGCCAUAUUUACCCCAGUCUAUUGAUACAAUGAACGGAUGAAUUAAUUCAACUCAGUUUUUCAGAAUCCAGAUGACCUGUAAGUCUUCCCUGCCUCUGAUAGUUCAUACAAAUAUGUGAUAAAUAAGAUCACAGCCCAUGUAAUAAAUAUGCUUUGUACUGGAAACACAGCUGUGGGACUAAUAUGCCUUGUUCCAUCCAAGCCAUGGAUUUUUACAGGAAUUGUCUGCACACUUAAUUUAAGGCUGCAUCAAUCAAUAUACCUUAUAUUAACAGUAAAACAAAUCAUGAAAUGUAAAGCAUAAUGAAUCUGUACAGAUCUGCUUUUCUAAGGAAUUCUUUUUAGCUUCUUUUAGCUCAAAAAUGUACCACGGAUUAUCAUCAACAACCAGCCGCAAAAGGUGAGGCAGCCAGAAAAAUCCCAUAAUGUUGCUCAUAUCUGCUGCAUGUGCAAACAGGUAUUUUUUGAUAACUCAUCAGUCACAGUAACUUGAUAAGGUAAAAGUUGUAAAAUGUUUUGGAUGGCUCAAGUAGCAAUAAUUGAUCAAUGCAACCUUUCAUGGUUAAUGUACUUUUUGAUAUUUAAAGUUUGAUUUCAGACUUGAUUUUAAACAUAAAAAUAAAUAGAAAAGAGUUUAUUUGAUAUUGAAUUUAAAAAACUAAAUAUUCUAAAGAAUUGAAUUUAACUCUUUUACAGAAAGAAAACUGAACAAGAAAACUAAUAUUUGACUCAAAAGGAAAAAAAAAAAAAAAAGCUUUUCAUGGUCACUAUUCAGAUGUCAUUUUAGACCUUAUAACACAAGGUAUAUCAUCGUCCUCUGAAUAUGGAGAAGGAUUAGACUUUUCCACAAGAAUAUCCAAAAAUGUAAUGCUGAACAUGAACCACAUAGUAAUUCAUGCCUGUGAGAGCAGUGUAUAAGUGUUCCAGAUGUAGGCUACUUCUGGUUUCAUUUAAGAAAAUAAUGAUUCUUUAGUUUUUGACUUUUUGCACUUUGGUUUUUAAAGAAGAAAUACAAAAAGUCUACUCUGCUAUUAACUUACACAAAAUCACAAAAUGGUUUAACUUUUGGAUUUUAAAAUAAAAGCAGAUGUUUUUCCAGGUUUCUUUAUGUUUUGUUAAGCAAACUUGAAAUAUCAAAAAAGAUACAUGACCAAAACAGUAUAGAGUAAAAAAGACUGACUUAAUAAUAAUAAUAAAAAAGCACUCCCUCUUACAAAAGGUUUAGAAUAAGUUAAAAUGAAGUAAUGGGUGUUUGGACUGUAGUCCCAUGAGUAGUAAUAUCUCACACAUCCUUGUGAAAACAUUGUGUUAUAUCGUAGAAAUUGUAAUGCACUGCCAGUUAAUUACAAGAUAUUUUAUACAGUUCAAAAUGUAAAUUCAGACGUCCGUCAUCAAAAUGUAAAUUCAUUCUUUUCUAAACUCGAAACUCACUUUCCUUUAGCAGCGGUUCAGGCGAUGUGUCACUAUGCCAAAGCCAAUUCAUACACAUAAUGAAUCUCAUGUGAAGCUCAAUCCCGCUGUUAACACUACACUUUUGAUCAACAGCCAAGGACAGUGCAGACACUUUGUGUACAUUGCAGUGUGCCUCCGUCAUUUCUUCCUUGAUAAGAGGUCAUCGGACGCCGCUCAUUGGGCUCCAAAAGCAUUAGAAAAGGAGGCUUUUCUCCUGGACCUGACAUUCACCUCUCCUCACUAAUGCCCCAACCAUUACUGGGUAAUGAGAGUGGAAAUUGGAAUCCCCCGGGUGUGUUUGGGACUGUUAUUAUUCUCCUUCAAUUGGAUUUCAUUAUACAGUGCCAAUAAUGAGUUCCUCUCCUAUGACCCUUUUGCAUUUUCAUUUUGUUUAGUUUCAGUUUGUUGCUGCUUUCCACCUUGAGACUUCUGAAUGGGACAAAUUUGAAAGUUUCUAAGUAUUUUUAUACGGUGUUCUUAGGUCUGUUGUGUUUUUGUUUUAUGCCUAAAUUAUGCCCCAUGGAACCUAUUUGGAUGUUGAAAAAUAAUUAAUACAAUCUUGUUAGGCUGAAAUGCGUCCUGGGGGCACUGUCUUAUGACAGGAAAUGUCUUUAGCCACAAAAUUAGUUUAUAGGUGUGUUCGUGCAGUGUAGAGCACACAGUAGAACAUGUGAAAGGUUCAGGGUCAGUAUCUAGAAUUAUAAUUAGACAACAGCAGCUCAAGCAUACUGAUUGAAGACCUACACUACAACGUAAAUAAAACCCAAACAAAAGUCAAACCAAAGUUGAGAACCAUUUCACAGACUGACAGCAUUAACACUGACAAAUCAAACAAUAAUAAGCCCACAUGAUGUUUUUCACACAAAGCAAUAACUGUUCAAAAAUAGUGAGUGGUUACUUUAUGCAGAUGAUGUUCAGUUGUAUCCCUAAGAUGUUAUUGAAUAUUAAAACAUUUCACAUUUUUAGUCUGAUUUCUCAAACCUACUAAUAAUCUGUUUAACAUAUUUAAAUUUAAACAUAGAUAAAAAAAAAAAAAAACUUUUUAAAUAAAUUUGAUUGACCUUAUUUCAACACGUAAGCAACAUGUAACCCAGACUAUUUAUUUAUGUGACUUGGACAUGAAAAAAAGAAAAGAAAAAGACAAUGUCUCUUUCAGUGUCUUUUUAAUCUCUGACAGAAUGCUAUAUAUUAUCUUUUGGUAUGAACUGAUACUUGAACAAUAAAUUAAAAUGAUGACAACAGUUUGCAUCACAGAAGAUGUAUCACUUCUUUUUCUACAGUCGCUCGCAGUACCACCCAGAGUUUGUGUCUAAUCCUGUGCCAGUUACUGUGAGGUCUGCAUGGAUUCUUCUACUACUUCUAUGUUUUAUUUGAUCUGUUAUUUUCAAGCACAGUCCAUUAGUAAAACCAGUUCCUUUUACCAGUGCUGCUUUUAAAUUCAUUUCCCCUUCAAUGCCAU
This is a messenger RNA of Mugil cephalus (flathead mullet), 7364 nucleotides long. It is a transcript of the gene hcn2b, whose product is annotated as hyperpolarization activated cyclic nucleotide-gated potassium channel 2b. Gene Ontology annotation, biological process: transmembrane transport; potassium ion transport. Lineage: Eukaryota; Metazoa; Chordata; Actinopteri; Mugiliformes; Mugilidae. The transcript has 8 exons. Gene Ontology annotation, molecular function: voltage-gated potassium channel activity. The coding region runs from base 727 to 3918 and encodes 1063 amino acids. Gene Ontology annotation, cellular component: membrane. The record is from RefSeq and is a predicted model, not a curated record.